Molecule: messenger RNA, 2806 nt
Organism: Balaenoptera musculus (blue whale)
Lineage: Eukaryota; Metazoa; Chordata; Mammalia; Artiodactyla; Balaenopteridae
Gene: FAM107B
Product: family with sequence similarity 107 member B
Exons: 5
Coding region: 1-927 (308 amino acids)
Source: RefSeq, a predicted model, not a curated record
AUGUCCAGGUGGAAGGCAAGGCUGGCUGAAAGACUGAAAUCUCCAUCUGGAAGGAUGCAUCCAUUCCCGUGCUCAGCUCUGCUUGCUUGUUUUGGGAACACAAGGGAGACUGCUCCCUUCGAUCAGCCCAGCGCAGCUGAUACCCCUUCCACCGUCUUUGUUCAGCCCAAGGCCAAAGCGGGCCGACACCCAAGUCACCCACGAAGGGAAGAAGGAACUCCAGAGAAAAGGCGAGAUUCCGGCACCCAUUCAGAGAGAAAUGGCAGUGCGAACCGGAAUUCAAGUAACCACAGUGCUGUCCAGCCCGCGGAGACCCCUGAGGAGGAUCUGCCCAGGUCUCUAGAUGGGGCAUCGGACUGUGAAGCAGUUACUUUUCAGACUUCUAUUCCCAGACCAUCAAUUAUUGAAACGCCAGAAGAAGAGGGAUCCCCGAAAGAACCACAAUGCCUCGGGUUGGAACGGAAGAUGGCAGCAGACAGCCCGCUGGAGGAUUCUGACCUGAAGGACACGUAUCUCAUCCCGAGAAACAUCAUGGCCGAGCCAGACUAUAUAGACGAUGACAAUCCUGAACUAAUUAGGCCUCAGAAACUAGUCAAUCCUGUCAAAACAUCCCGGAACCAUCAAGACCUUCACAGAGAACUUCUUAUGAAUCAAAAAAGGGGACUUGCCCCUCAGAAUAAGCCAGAACUGCAGAAAGUGAUGGAAAAGAGAAAACGAGAUCAAGUAAUAAAGCAGAAGGAAGAGGAAGCACAAAAGAAGAAAUCUGACUUGGAAAUAGAACUAUUAAAACGGCAGCAGAAGUUGGAGCAGCUUGAACUUGAGAAGCAGAAAUUGCAGGAAGAGCAAGAAAAUGCCCCAGAGUUUGUGAAGGUUAAAGGCAAUCUCAGAAGAACAGGCCAAGAAGUGGCUCAAGCCCAGGAGUCGUAGGUCCGGGCUGCAGAGACCGCGCACCCAGCCCAGCGCACACAAAAAGUGUGUGCAGGGGUCUCCCCAGUACUUAACCUCAGGGCCAAAGCCCCUGGAGAGAAUCCCAGCCAGCAGAGAACUGUUACUUUGAAAAGAGUUUGGUUUUGGUUUUCCUACCAUCCGGGUGGAUCAGUUACCUGUGACUGUUGCAGUUCCUAUUCGCCAAACGAAGGACGUUGCCCAGCACUUAAGUUGGGAUAAUGGACCUGUGUUCAAAGACUUAAAAAAUAACAACAACAAGAAAAAAAGGAAGAGGACACUGGCAUAAAUUCCUGAGAGUUGCACUACUUGGUUUUUCUUUCAAGCCAAGUUUAGUGGGGCACAGAGCCUUUUUUCUUUUAAAAUGUAAAGAAAAUGUGUUUCGUUCUUCCUUUAGUUACCCAUUCAAUAAUGUAGAUCGUGCAGAAAUGCGUUUGAUCUAUUAUAUCCACUGUUUGUACAUUCUGUUUUCUUGUCUGAUUUACACUUUCACCCACGUUAGGCUUAACGCCAGAGAAUGUUAGUAUUCAUGUGGAACGCAGUUCUUACCUUUGUUGGCAUUAAGAUUCAGAAAUAGAGUGAGGAGUUUUAAAAAUAUGGGAGCAAAGAAAUACAUAAACAAGACUACGUAAGCGUCUGUCUUGAUCUUAUUUUCAUUCCUGUUGCUUCCCUGAUGCUUCACGGUGACCUACUUCAGGGAAGGUCCAUCAUGUAAAUCCAUGUAUUGCUUUGAUAACUGUUAGGGGUUUUGUUUUCUUUUAUUUUGUUGUUAAGUUUCUUGCUCAGCGAGGCCUUUUAUGUGAAAUAACCUCCCAGUCCUUUGAGGAAUAAAAACUAGUCCGUAUAACCCAACUUCAGUGUCAAAAAGUAGAGGGUCCAAAUCUUUUGGUUUCUCCUGAGAGCGGUAUGGGGAAAGCUCCCAUGUGGAGCUGUGAAGGAAGAGUUCUUUGGGUAUUUUAAUGUGAGUCAAAUGUGGAUUGGUUUCAAGGAGGCCCAUUUGGAAGAUAUAUAGCAUUUAUACAUUUCUAAUAUUAUUUGAAUCCAAGCUUUGAAAUUUUCUGGUUAAUGAUCACCUAGCUCUUUGCCCUUUUUUCUCGUGAAGAAAGGCUAUCUCGCCACUACCUUAGUGAUGGCGAUGCGUUGGUAAGGAUGAUGUGUUGUGACUACUGUUGAUCUCUCAGGAACAGCUGAGGGGAAGGGGACGCUGCCCGGUUUGUGCUCUCCAGCUGGCAUGCUAUACUCCACACGAACCCUGAGUUACCAACUACAGCCAGAUUCUUCACGCGAAAUCCCUUUUCUACUGCCGGGAUGGGCAGGGCAACAUUCUACUUGGGGUGGUCUAGAAGAAUUUGUGUGGAUUCAGUAUGUUCUUUGUAGAAACGAUUCAGCCGGUCAUUCCUACAUUGAAGGCUCGUCUCAUAAUUUCUUUCAAGAGUCAUAGGAAGCUGGAUCCCGAGCUUUUGAAUCCUUAAUAAGCCUAAGUAGAAAUUAGCGUUCUAUGGGAAUUCUGUAGUUUUUUCAUGGUUGGUGAUUAGGAUCCUGUUCAUCCCUAAUGUGGACAGGACAAAAGCAAAUGCAUAGAUAAUACACUGCUAGUCAUAGAACAUGUCGAUUACACCUGAAAUGGAUGAUUUCUCUCAUCAGCAAGUAUUAUUUGAAUAAAUUAUGAGGUGCUUAAGGUACAAUGUUGCUCUAUCAUAAUUUACUUUUGAAGGAUGGAAUGGUAACUAUUUUUUUCCAUCCUUCUUCCUUUUCAGAGAGGAAAGAGCAUUAACCAAUCAUCUUGAAAGUACGUUUCUGAUUGUACGUUGACUAGAGUUCUGCCCCUGUGUAUACGGACUAGUGAUGCAAUUUGUAAAAU